AGAUCUGUAUUCACUGGGUUUUGAUAAAAUUUUCAGUGUUUUUAUUUGUUUUACCCAAAAAUUCAGAUUUUUGUUGAUAUGGGUAUCUGUAUCUAGACGAUCUCCCAUUCUUUUUCUUGGGAUUUCCAGGUGUCAGAGGGCCAUAUCACUCAUAUCAGAUCCUGAUACCCCACCAUAUUUCAUUGGCCCUUGUUCAUUUACAGGGUUCAUCCAAUACAACCCCCAAUUUGUUCUCUCUCUUGUGAAAAUCCUCUCUUUGAUUGACAGCUAUUUAGUUGUCUGUUUAUCUGAACGAGAGAGACAGAGAGUUAAUUGUGUUAUAGGUGACAUCUUACCAAAGUGAAUUUGUUCUUUGCAGAGUUUCAGUAGAUUAGUACCUUUAUUUGGUUCUUAAUUACAGUUUUGAAGAGGAGGCCCACUGGUUGGGUUUGGUGGGCUUUCUCACAACCAAUAGGAACCCAUAUCUUGAAAGCUAUUUUCAUUAUUUUUUUCUUGAAGAUCCCCACUUUGGUUAAUUUUCUUGUUUUUUUUAAGGUGGGGUGUCGUUGAGGUUGGAGAAGAGGAGGAGAAGACAAUUGGGUCUACUCUUCCCUUUUUCUUUUCACCCUUGCUUUUUCCACAAAUGGUUCCUCCAUUUGAUCUUCUUCAACCUUAUCAUUUAUGCCAAACUUGAAUUUGACCCGUAAAUAGAAUUCCCCUUUUCUAAAUGUUACUUUACUUCUUGAUCACUUGCUUCUCCUUCAUCUUUUUAAGGUCUCUCCCUCUCAAGACAUUACCUUCAUGGGCAAGUGAGGUGAGAUUGUUGUCUCUUUGGUUCUGGAAAGAGUUGUUUUUGUUUCCUUAUUUUGAGUCCCUGAGGAAUACCCUUUUCAGAGCUUCUUAUCUCACUACAAUUCAUUCUAAAAUCUCCAUGAAGAAAAUGAACCUGACUUCAAAUGGAAAGCUAGAAAAUCCUGUGGAUGACACUGGAGGGAUGUCAAUUUUGGACUUGCCAGAAUUGGCUUUGGACUGCAUUCUUGAGAGGCUAACAACUGCAGGGCUUUGUACUAUGGCUUGUGUUUGUACUUCUUUGAGGGAAAGGUGCAUCAGUGAUCACUUAUGGGAGAGGCGCAUAAAGCAAAAAUGGGGUAGGAUUAUUGGUCGUGCUGCUUACAGGGAGUGGCAAUUUCAAAUAGCUUCAAGCAAGGAUUUUGGAAGUUGCGAACAAGGCAAGCAAAAAGGCUUGAUGAAGCUUCUAUCUACAGUUUGGCCUAUUUCUUUGAUGAAAUCAAAGGAUGAUAAUAAUAACAACAAUAAUAAUAAUUUCAAGCACAGCAAUUCUUCGCGUGUUAAUUCUAUCUUGUCCUGGUACCUUGCUGUUGAGACUGGCAGGUUCUGGUUCCCAGCUCAGGUCUACAACCGUGAGAAUGGGCAUGUUGGGUUCAUGUUAUCAUGCUAUGAUGCUGAACUUAGCUACGAUCCCCAGACUGACACAUUUCGAGCCAGGUACCCACCACAUGGUAGGAGAGCAGUUGCUAUAGAAACUGGUGUGCAAUGGGAAAGGCUUAGAGCACCACCUGUUGACACUUCCCCACAUGAUCUACACAUCUCUGAUUGCUUGAAUGAUUUACGUCCUGGUGAUCACAUUGAGAUUCAGUGGAGAAGAAACAAAGAAUUCCCUUAUGGUUGGUGGUAUGGUGUUGUAGGUCACUUGGAGUCAUGUGAUGGGAAUGAAAAUUAUUGCAGGUGUCAUAAUAGCAACGCUGUAGUUUUGGAGUUCCAUCAGUACACUCGUGGCUCGCGGUGGAGAUGUACAAUGAUCAACAGGAAAGACCAUAGGGAGGAAGGGAAUGAAGCAGAUGGAUUCUAUGGAGGAAUCAGAAAGCUAAAUAGCAAAGAAGAAAUUUCCAGAUGGAAGCAGCUUUGGCCAACUGAAGUUUUGGAAUAGGACUUUGCAAGCUUAAAUUUGAACAUAGUUACUAUGAUGAUUUUAAUCACAGAAGCCUCUACUUCUUCCACUCAAGAUUGAUAAUUUUCACUUUACACUUUUAUGUAAGCAGCUUGUAAAAGUUGAAAAAUAGGCUUCUGAUUCAGCUGCAUAAAUGUGGAGGUCAUGUCAUCUCCUCUUUUUUCCUUGUUUUCUUUCUUUUUUUUUUUUUUCGAGGCAGGAUUUCGUGUCCAUUUCAUGUGAUCCUGAUCUAUGUAAAAUGUCUCCCGUUGAUGCAAAUUUCAUGUACAAUAAUCCAAGACAUGAUUGAUAUAUAUAAAAAUUUCACUUGGCAAAAGUUCUACAAUA
Molecule: messenger RNA, 2275 nt
Organism: Hevea brasiliensis (rubber tree)
Lineage: Eukaryota; Viridiplantae; Streptophyta; Magnoliopsida; Malpighiales; Euphorbiaceae
Product: F-box protein At2g26850
Exons: 5
Coding region: 707-1927 (406 amino acids)
Molecular function (GO): protein binding
Source: RefSeq, a predicted model, not a curated record